Messenger RNA from Cynoglossus semilaevis (tongue sole), 2571 nucleotides. RefSeq names its product CDC42 small effector 2 (gene cdc42se2). Gene Ontology annotation, biological process: regulation of Rho protein signal transduction. The record is from RefSeq and is a predicted model, not a curated record. The transcript has 5 exons. The coding region runs from base 322 to 552 and encodes 76 amino acids. Gene Ontology annotation, cellular component: plasma membrane. Lineage: Eukaryota; Metazoa; Chordata; Actinopteri; Pleuronectiformes; Cynoglossidae. Gene Ontology annotation, molecular function: small GTPase binding.
CGUGGGUGAACAACGGAAUUUGACGAUCUUCACAGCGGAAGUUCUUUGACGCAAUCACCCCUCUAACUUCCUGGUUUUCGGUAUUCUUCAAGCUAGCUCCUUGUCGAUUGUUCACUUCUUCCUUUUCAGACUGAGUGAUCGUUUUCUGUUCUGUGCCAGGUGUUUACCCCCCAGAGGAAUCAGUGGCUUGUGUCUAUCAUCAGUUUCCGGUGUGUGUUCAGGACUUUAACACUGAACAGGAAGACACACACACACCCACACACGCACAGAGUUGUCUGGACAGACAGAGGAAACUGCUGCGGCUUCUUCGUCAGCCUCAGAAUGACUGAGUUCUGGGUUUGUUUCAGCUGCUGCAUUGCAGAGCAGCCACAGCCUAAACGAAGGCGACGAAUCGAUCGCUCAAUGAUUGGAGAGCCAACAAACUUUGUUCACACGACACAUGUAGGCUCCGGGGACAUGGGAUUAGGAUUGGCCUCAGUUGACCUUGUCCAGGCCCAGAUGAAAUCUAAAGGCGGCUAUGCGCACUCGGGUUCUGAAGGUUCACAGUUAUAACACGCCCUUCAGUCUUCACAGACUACUGUCAAUGAUUUGAGGAAGUGUUUUCCAAAAAGCAGUUCUGUUUAUGAUGGAUGCAGGACCAAAAGAUGAAACUACUGCUUUUGUUUCCAUAAUGUCAUGUGUAUAUAUGUUUUUUAUUUUCCAUUCCUUUUCAUUUUUUAAAUGAAAGCACUGCUGUCCAUUUGCUGCCAUACUGUUGCACUGUAAAGAUGAACUGUCGAUAGAGGAUAAGAGGGUUCAGAGAAGCUCAUGAAUCUCAGUCGAAGGUGUGCUUGUGUGUGAGUGUGUGUGUGUGUGCGAGCGAGCGAGCGUGCACGCAUGUGGAGAACUAUUUUCAGAAAUAUUUUGCUGUCGUAGCCCAUUUGAAUGCCUGUAUUUAUUAUCUAAAUUUGUAAACGGACCUCAGGUGGCUGGGCCACACUGGACAUGUGGAACGUUCAGUUCCUGUCUGUACUACUCAGAGGUUUAUCAAAGGACAGGUAGCAAAAGAAAUAGUGGCAGAUUCAUCGCUUUCCACUGAAAAACACUCGCCUGCUCCGAGUGGGUUUCAGGGUUGGAAGAUGACUGUUCUGUGAGAAACUUGAAACGCGUAGAUCACACUGGACGUUGUACACUCACACUCGCUUAGGAAUUUUGCAUUGAUUUCAACUAUUUUAAAAAAAAGUAUAUAGAGAGAAUUUCCAUUUAGUUUAAAGCUUAUAGAAUUUUAAUAAACUAUGUCCUUCCUAAUCUGCCUUCUGAAGUCAUGUUUUAUUUGUUUUAUCACUUUGAUUUAGCUUUAAAACAGAUUCAUAUUUUUAUACACAUUUCUUUCUUUUCUUUUUUCCAAAGCUUGUUAAAGUGGUUAAACUUGAACAUAAUGCCAUUACCACUGGGAUCAGGUUUGUGAUCAUUGAUUCAUUGUCUUUCAUUUGCCAGGACAGUUUUUGUAUUUUUGCUUUGUAUUUGUUGCCAAUUUAUUUUGCCAUGAAUCUUUUUUUAUUUUUCGCUUGCCAUUUUGGCAGAAACAAUUUUGGCCCCCCUCAUGUCGUAGUGGUCCCAUUUAUUCUUUAAAAGUCUAAAGUCGACAGAUUCUAAAAAUAAAGUUUCACCUACGCUCACAGUGGUGUUUAAUUAAAUGUGUUCAGUGUUAAAAUAAAAGGAACAAGAUGCUAAAACUAUUUUGUAAAAAAAAAAAAAUUCAUCUCUAAUGUUGUAAUAUUAGUUAUAAGCUACCAUAGCCGCUAUUCAUCCCUGCACAUGUCGUCACUGAAACAUAAAGUAAUUGAUCGUUGGAUUGAUGAGAGUUCAGAGGUGCUAAAGAACCAGCAGCUCUCUAUCUGUGAUCAUGUGACUGUUGUUCCUCCACGUGGGUGAUGUGAUUCAGCGGCAGAACAUGAAAGUAUUAUUUUUAUUUAGUACAACUCUGUUAAAACGAUUGUUGUAUGCUGUUCAUUAAACCAGACUUAUCUCUUUAAGGAAAAUACUGCUUUACACAACCUCACAUUUGCAGCCUUAAAAUGGUCAGAACUAUUUCUCCAAUCUUCAGCUUUAAUGAUAUGAUUGUCAUACAUCUGGUCUGGUGUUUGGUUCAAAUGUUACCCUGUUGAUUUAUGUAUAGAAAACUGUCCUCGUGUACAGACUCACUGGUGUACUGUAUAUUUUUCCGGCUUUGGGUUGAAUGCUGUUCACUUAUGUCCAUUCAUCCUGAUUUGCAUCGGAUUUGCAAUAUGAUGAUGUGACCAGCAGGCUGUGCUGUUUGACUGCUUGAAUGUGACGUAAAAGAUUUGUCUUUUCCUCUGAGAUUCCUGUCAACAAAUUGUUUUUAAAGAUUGUAAAUUAGUUACAACCACAAAGGAUCAAUGGUUCAGGGUCAUUCUUACUUUGUUUUCUUUUCCUGUAUAUAUAGUAAAGUUUUGAAAAUGUGUUUUUUCUCUGAGAAUCUACCAAAUGUGAUUCUAUUCUGAGGGAACUCUGUUGUCGUCAUUUUUCAUAUUAAAUAAUGAGAAAUAAAUAUUACAUGUUCACAAAUUA